GUUUUGAGAGGCCACUGCGGUCUUAUCCCAAACUCUUAACAACAACACACAGAGAAAUUUUCUUGGUGGUCUCUCCACUCCAAUGGCUUUCUCAGCGACUCUGUCUCAGCUUUCUUCUCUUUCGACAAUCUCCUCCUCACUCCCACUUUCUUCUAGAAGCUUCCCUCUUCGAUCUCAGACUCAGUUCAGAGUCAAAGCAGAGGCAGAGAAACAGAGCACAGAGACUAAAUCCGAAGGAGAAGCUUCGCCAGCUGCAACCAAAACCCCUAAAACUCUUCCCAAGAAACCGGUUUACUCGAUGAAGAAGGGUCAAAUCGUUCGUGUAGACAAGGAGAAGUACCUCAACAGCAUCAAUUACUUAUCAGUUGGUCAUCCUCCUUUCUACAAAGGACUAGAUUACAUCUACGAAGAUCGCGGCGAGGUACUGGACAUUCGUGUCUUUGAGACAGGAGAGUAUGCACUUGUUGGAUGGGUUGGUAUCCCAACCGCACCGGCUUGGCUACCAACAGAUAUGCUCAUCAAGUCUGAGAAACUUGUUUACGAGAGACUAUAGAGUCUUCAAGAAGAUGAGUUUGACAAGUAUCAUAAUGUUACCAUAGUCAAAAAAGCUGUUGUGUAAUGUAAAAAAUGUAAUGAGACUGAGUUUUACAGUAAUGCAUCUACCGUAGUUGCAUCUCUAUACCAGUCUACACUCCUUUAUUCCCUGAGAUGAUAAUCUAAACAAAA
Brassica rapa (field mustard) is the source of this 726-nucleotide messenger RNA. Its product is annotated as NAD(P)H-quinone oxidoreductase subunit O, chloroplastic. The record is from RefSeq and is a predicted model, not a curated record. Lineage: Eukaryota; Viridiplantae; Streptophyta; Magnoliopsida; Brassicales; Brassicaceae. Gene Ontology annotation, molecular function: oxidoreductase activity, acting on NAD(P)H, quinone or similar compound as acceptor. Gene Ontology annotation, cellular component: plasma membrane.